Pyricularia pennisetigena is the source of this 1257-nucleotide messenger RNA. RefSeq lists its product as uncharacterized. The record is from RefSeq and is a predicted model, not a curated record. Gene Ontology annotation, molecular function: oxidoreductase activity; FMN binding. The transcript has a single exon. Lineage: Eukaryota; Fungi; Ascomycota; Sordariomycetes; Magnaporthales; Pyriculariaceae. The coding region runs from base 1 to 1257 and encodes 418 amino acids.
AUGUCUCCACCACGCUUCGAAUCGGCGCCGGCCGACCCCUCACCCCUCGGCACGCCGCUCAAGUUCCCAGUAUCGGGGCGUUCGGCGCCCAACCGGUUCCUCAACGCGGCCAUGUCGGAGGGCCUGGCGACGUUUGACGAAGCAGACCCCUCGAAGCGCGGCAUCCCGACGGCGGAGCUGGUGCAGCUGUACCGACGCUGGGGCGCGGGCGAGUGGGGCCAGCUCCAGACGGGCAACGUCAUGAUCGACCCGGAGCACCUCGAGGCGCCAGGCAACAUGGUGGUGCCGCGGGACGCCGAGCCGUCGGGAGAGCGGUUCGACAUGUUCGCCAAGCUCGCCGCGGCCGCAAAGGAGCACGGCAGCCUGAUCGUGGCGCAGGUCGGGCACCCGGGCCGGCAGGCGCGCGGCAACGUGCAGCAGCACCCCAUCAGCGCCAGCGACGUGCAGCUCAAGCAGGAGAUGUUUGGGUCCAGGUUUGGCGUGCCCAGGCCGGCGACCAAGGAGGACAUCGAGGCGGUGAUCGAGGGCUUUGGCCACGCGGCCGAGUACCUCGAGAAGGCGGGCUUCGACGGCGUCGAGCUGCACGCCGCCCACGGCUACCUGCUCGCGCAGUUCCUGUCCGAGACGACCAACCGGCGCACCGACGAGUACGGCGGCAGCCUCGAGAACCGGAUGCGGCUGAUCCUCGAGGUCACGGCAGAGGUGCGCAGGCGGACGAGCAAGGACUUCAUCCUGGGCAUCAAGAUCAACAGCGUCGAGUUCCAGGAGAAGGGCUUCAGGCCCGAGGAGGCCGUGCAGCUGUGCGAGGCCCUCGAGGCGGCCGGCAUGGACUUUGUCGAGACGAGCGGCGGCACGUACGAGAGUCUGGGCUUCGCGCACCGCAAAGAAUCCAGCCGCAAGCGGGAGAACUACUUUAUCGAGUUCGCAGAGGUCAUCCGCAAGGCCGUCAAGAACAUGGCCGUCUACACUACGGGCGGGUUCAAGACCGUGGCCGCCAUGGUCGAUGCCCUGCAGGGCGUUGAUGGAAUAGGCAUCGGGCGCCCGGCCUGUCAGGAGCCAGACCUAGCCAAGGACAUCAUCUCGGGCAAGGUGCCUAGCAUCAUCAAGUACUCGAUGGGCGAGGACGAGUUUCCACUGCAGUUGGCUGUGGCUGCAAUCCAGAUAAGGCGAAUGGCCAAUGGCCAGGAGCCGUUUGACGCUUCGAACCCCGAGGAAGUGGCGCGGAUGACCCAAUUGGCGGCGAAGGCUAAGGUAUAG